Messenger RNA from Cololabis saira (Pacific saury), 1196 nucleotides. It is a transcript of the gene sod2, whose product is annotated as superoxide dismutase 2, mitochondrial. The coding region runs from base 82 to 759 and encodes 225 amino acids. The record is from RefSeq and is a predicted model, not a curated record. Gene Ontology annotation, molecular function: superoxide dismutase activity; metal ion binding. The transcript has 5 exons. Lineage: Eukaryota; Metazoa; Chordata; Actinopteri; Beloniformes; Belonidae. Gene Ontology annotation, cellular component: mitochondrion. Gene Ontology annotation, biological process: superoxide metabolic process.
CAUAAAUCAGCUUGAGCAUUUCCUCUCAAGGUUAGUCGGGCAGCAGCGUGCACGACUGCAGGUUGAACAUUUACCACAAACAUGCUUUGCAGAGUUGCACACAUUCGCAGCUGCGCCUCCAGUCUCGGUCAAACCAUCAGCCAGGUUGCUGCAUCCAGGCAGAAGCACACGCUUCCCGACCUGACCUACGACUAUGGCGCCCUGGAGCCCCACAUCUGUGCAGAGAUAAUGCAGCUGCACCACAGCAAGCAUCAUGCCACAUAUGUCAACAACCUCAAUGUUACAGAAGAGAAAUACCAAGAGGCUCUUGCUAAAGGAGAUGUGACUGCACAGGUUUCUCUCCAGGGUGCUCUGAAGUUUAAUGGGGGAGGCCACAUUAACCACACCAUUUUCUGGACAAACCUCUCGCCAAACGGUGGAGGUGAACCACAAGGGGAGCUGAUGGAGGCCAUCAAGCGAGACUUUGGCACCUUCCAGAAGAUGAAAGAGAAGAUGUCUGCUGCCACGGUGGCAGUGCAGGGAUCAGGCUGGGGUUGGCUAGGUUACGAAAAGGAGAGUGGAAGACUUCGCAUAGCUGCUUGUGCUAAUCAGGAUCCACUGCAGGGGACGACAGGUCUGAUCCCGCUUCUUGGCAUUGACGUAUGGGAGCAUGCUUACUAUCUUCAGUACAAGAAUGUGCGGCCUGACUAUGUGAAGGCUAUGUGGAAUGUAAUCAACUGGGAGAACGUGAGCGAGCGUCUUCAGACAGCCAAAAAGUAGACUUCUAUACCUCAACCUCCCCUCCAGCACUUUUCUCCGUAACCUGGAUCAAAUAGUGGUUGCAAAUAAUUUUAUGUUUAAUCAGACUUGAAGCUUAAAUGUUCAUAUAUUUGGUGGAUUGAAAGCAAAAUAAACCGUCUUGAACACAGUCAUUUCUGACGUUGACGAUGUUGUCUUCAUGGACGAUGUUCACAGGUUGAAGCAACCUGUCUUGGGUCCCGUUCCAACUGUUACCCUCAUUUUGAAAGCGCACAAAAAAAAUUAACGUGCCACUUGAAUAUCAAAGCCGGCUUUUGUUGAUCACACCCAACUAACGGGUGCCGUAGUAGGAGUGCACAUUCAGUGAGCUGUGUUUUUGUCCGUUGUUGGAUUAUACCAAAAUCAGACAUUGGUAUUGCAGUUGAUGUUUUGGAUGUAAUAAAGUUAUAUAAUUUUAA